AUGGUCGCGGGUGACGCCUGUGUUGGCGUGAGUUGUCUCCUCGAUUCGGUUGGGUCCAUUCUUCGCAAGAGGGGUCUCGGCCCGAAACGUGGCCCGCCCGUGUUCUCCGGAGAUGUUGCCCGACCCGCUGAGUUACCCCGGCGCUGUGUGUCCUUCCUUGCAGCCAUUGACUGCGCGGUGGGCGCGUGGAUGCCGUGGACGGCCUGCAGCUCGCCCUGCGGCGUGGGGAGCAGGGAGAGGGAGCGGCUCGUCACCAUCCCGCCCAGGAACGGGGGCGCGCCCUGCCCCGACGUGAGGCAGCGACGCGGUUGCUACGGACACCACCCGGACCAGUGCCACUCCGUUAAAGAGGUGGCUAAGAUCCUGCCCGACACCUUCAAGCGGACCUUCAAGGACCCCUGGAAGAGGCCGCACAUGAUGGCAAAGGAGCAAAGGUCAAGUUACUGUGCUUACUUCCGGAUGAAGGAGGUGAGUGCGUCGUGCCACCGGGGAGUCUGGACCAACCACCUCUUCAGGGAGAAGAACGUCUGCGUGGAGUGUCAAGGAGAAGCGAUGGGGACCAGGGAUCGCUGCGAGGGAGACGGGCGGCAAGGGACAAGGACGUUCUGGAUCUCCGCCUCCCAUCCACGGUGCCACGGGUCAUGGGUGUUGGAAUCUAUGCAGAGGAACUGCAACUGCUCGCCAAAGUCUCUGAUCUUUGUCUAGUCCGUUCCCCCGAAGCAGAACAUUCGCCUCACAGGAGAGAGAGGGGAGAGAGGGAGAGAGGGAGAGGGGGAGAGAGGGGAGAGGGGAGAGGGAGGAGAG
This is a messenger RNA of Amblyraja radiata (thorny skate), 804 nucleotides long. Its product is annotated as somatomedin-B and thrombospondin type-1 domain-containing protein. Lineage: Eukaryota; Metazoa; Chordata; Chondrichthyes; Rajiformes; Rajidae. The transcript is spliced from 5 exons. Bases 1 to 705 code for a protein of 234 amino acids. The record is from RefSeq and is a predicted model, not a curated record.